This is a messenger RNA of Quercus robur (English oak), 1854 nucleotides long. RefSeq lists its product as uncharacterized. Bases 212 to 1531 code for a protein of 439 amino acids. The transcript is spliced from 4 exons. The record is from RefSeq and is a predicted model, not a curated record. NCBI's taxonomy places the organism in Eukaryota, Viridiplantae, Streptophyta, Magnoliopsida, Fagales, Fagaceae.
AGAAAUGAGUUAAAGUGUGCUUUUCUUUCUACUACCUUUCAUCUUCAAUACCUACCAAAAACACACACUCUCUCUCCCUCUCUCUCUCUCUCUCUCUCUCUCUCUUUUAUUUGAUUCAUACAUCAUACCCUUCAGUUAAACUCAACUCAGCCUUUGAAUCCAUGAAAUAGAACCAUUUUUUUAACUUUGACAUACUCACUUUCACUACUUCAUGGCGGUUCCUAACACACAAACAGAACCACCCGCUUCAGCUCAAACCCCACUUAUUAUAUUAGACUCAAACCAACAAGAAGAACUAAAUGACACUCAACUAAAUCACUCCCUCCAUCGCUUAGAAACAUUUCUUAGAAUCUUUGGCUUCUGCCAAUACUCUGCUUUAAGCAUCACUCUGUCAUGGCUCGUAUUUCUUCUUCUAGGUGUUGCACUUCCACUUUCUAUAAUCGAGCUCUCUUAUUGUUCCAACUGCGAGAAGUAUCAGAUCAAAAACUUUGAGCUUGAGAUUCUGGUUUCUGAGUCCCUUUUGGCAGCCAUUUCUCUGCUGUUCAUUUCACACAACCUUCGCAAGUAUGGUGAAAGGAAGUUUCUGUUUGUGGAUCGGUGUCAUGGUCAUAUGACACAGUUUCGUGAAGAAUACUUACAAAAGAUCAACGGUUUCUUUCGCUUGUUGGCAGUGUGGCUAUUACCAUGCUUCCUUUUAAAGACUGUUCGCGACGUCAUUCGUAUGGUAUAUGCGCACAAUGAUUCAUGGUGGCUAUCUGUUGCUACAUUAUUUGCCUCGCUGGUUUCAUGGACUUAUUCAACCACAAUCUUUCUAUCAGGCAGUGCUCUUUUCAAUUUGGUCUGCAACUUGCAAAUUAUACACUUUGAAAACUAUGGGAAGCUUUUGGAAAGGGAUCUCGAUGUUUCAGUGUACAUAGAGGAGCACAUUCGUCUAAAGCAUAAUCUAUCCAAAAUUAGCCACAGGUUCCGAAUAUAUCUUGUUCUGGAGUUGUUAGUUGUGACAGCUAGUCAAUUUGUGGCUCUGCUAGAGACCACGGGAAACCCUGAUAUUAUUAACUUCAUCAAUGGUGGUGAUUUUGCAGUAUCCUCUAUCGUUGAGCUUGUUGGGCUCAUAAUUUGCCUUCAUUCAGCUGCAAAGAUUUCAUAUAGAUCUCUAAGUCUUGCAGCAAUUUCAAGCAGAUGGCAUGCUUUAGUUACGUGCAACCCCAAUGAUGUUUCUCAAAGGGGAAUUUCAAGUAAUGGUGGGAACUUGGAGGCUGCUAUUUCAGCAGGUUCAUUGCCCAUCAACUACUCAGAAAGUGAUCUGGAGUCGAUCGAUUAUUUCCCAGUACCUACAAAUACUCAAAUGGCCUCUUACAUAUCCAUGUAUCAUAAGAGACAAGCUUUUGUUAUGUACAUGCAGUCCAACCUUGGCGGAGCAACCAUAUAUGGAUGGACGAUUGAUAGGCCACUUAUUAAUACAAUUUUCUUUCUCGAGUUCUCCCUAGUUCUUUUUGUACUAGGGAAGACCAUAACUUUCACUACGAAGUGACAGUGUUAAGAACCCACUUGGACAACAGUGGCAAGGCAAUCUUUUGUCCAGCCUGUUUUUUUUAAAGGCAGCAGACUGAUUACACCAGCAAGACUGCUUGUGCCUUGCAGUUCAUUAGCUUCUAAUCAAGAAUUAAAACUUUAUUUAUGCCUAACAUAAUAUUGUUGCCAGGUAUAACUGACAGAUAUUAUUGGACUUUUUUUUUUUUGUGGACUAUAUUAUAUAAUGAAGUAGUUUCACACGGCUCAUUCUAUUUGCCAGUGCCGUGAGAUAACACUAUCAAUCACCAAUCUAAAGGUCCUUUCAACUAAGAAAUUUUAAGU